This is a messenger RNA of Pecten maximus, 5207 nucleotides long. Its product is annotated as ceramide synthase 2-like. The record is from RefSeq and is a predicted model, not a curated record. Lineage: Eukaryota; Metazoa; Mollusca; Bivalvia; Pectinida; Pectinidae. Gene Ontology annotation, molecular function: DNA binding; sphingosine N-acyltransferase activity. Gene Ontology annotation, cellular component: membrane. The transcript is spliced from 10 exons. Gene Ontology annotation, biological process: ceramide biosynthetic process. Bases 1520 to 2653 code for a protein of 377 amino acids.
AAGAACUAGGAAAAUUGAGAAAAAGUGCAGGAAAAGUGCUUGAAUUUUGGUAUGAAAAAUCUGUACAAACCAUUGCCUUGGGGUUAAGCCUAUUGGAUGAUAUUGUGAUACAGUAUAACCACAACACUAUUACCCGUAUUAUACAGAGCUUACGUAAAUAUAACAUCAUAUAUGCAUGUCUAUAAAAAAGUAUUAGAACAAUAUCUAUACUGGUAGUACAUGUGUAUACCUUUAGCUAGACAAUGCCAGAAUCACAUAUACGUUGUACAAAAUGACUGUUACUCUUGAUGCACAUAUAUAACAUCAAGACUGCAUGGUGACAGCUUCUAUCCUAUUAAAUUAUAUCCUAAAAUCUCGUCUGUCUAAAUAAUUAAAUGCUGGUACAUUAUUUGCCUGUAGCUGUGUUUAGACAAAUAUGUAAUUAAUAUAAAAAUCAAUAUUUCUUUUGCUUUAGCAGAACUUCAAGCAGUGUGAAGAAUAUCAAAUCAACAUUAGCAUUGUUUGUUUGUUGGAGACCUACUGGAAACCCAGCUGGCUGAAUAACUAUGUCAAAUACAAAAACUAAAGUAAAUCAAACAGCAACAGCAGUUAAGCUAAGAUCUAGAAUGCACCUUGGCAAUAUGAGAGUAUGGAAACUGGAAGCCGGAUGAGUACCACAACUGCCAUGGCCAUGUCAGAACUGCCUGGUAUCCUAUCAGUGUAUGGGCUGCAGCAUUAAUGGCACGGAGGAUGAAGAAAUUCAGCUACAAUUUUUUUAUUGUUUCUAAUGUGAUAUCCUGUCAUAUCAUAGCUGACCGAUAUGGCUGGGCAGACAAAUACAUUCACUGUAAUAUUACAAAUUACUAUUAAAGAUAUCUUUGUAUGGGACAAGAAUCCAGUCACCAGCACAUGUUGAGGUGAGAGAAGGCAGUAACCCAAACUGUUCACAUGAAAACAAAACCAGCUCUGCAGUGAUCCAAUCUGGUCCAGGGAUGAUCUUAUCAAAUGAUAAUAGUUUAGCAUUUCGUGUACAGCUCUGAUCUAUAUAGACAAAACAGUUUCGGUUUAUAUCAUAUGUAUUUUAAUUUACACAUGAUAAAGUCAUUUGUGAUACAAGACUACAGUCAUCACCAUUCUGGUUCCCACACACAUAUAUAUAUACCCUAUCUUUAUCCAUGGAUUCUGUGCAUGUUCAAAUAGUGAAUGGGUUUACAGUUUGGAAGACAAAUCUGACAUACACAAGAAACAUUGAUGUAAAUUUAACAGAAGAAAGCUUUUGGCCAUAUACAUUCUAUCAAAAUUCUGAAAUCUGGAACACAGAAAGGAUUUGAGAAUCAGAACCAAAGUGCUAACCCUCGCAUGUUACCAAAGCUGCAAACUGAAACCAGUAUCUGCUGAAUAGUUCAGGGAUCGGUAAUAUACAUUGUAUAGGUGGUGGCCUAAUGUCAGCUGAGAAAAGUCUGAUGAAGGUGAAAACAUAGAGGUCCAAUUCUGAACUGUUGGAACGUUGCUAGUUGAUCGAGCGAUACAGGAAGGUCUCAUGGAGUCUUUACAAACAUUCCGGAAUUGGUUCUGGAGUGAAAGUUUCUGGUUGCCUGCUAACGUGACCUGGACAACCUUUGAGAACCCACCUCCUGGAGAAUAUUAUCCUUUAGAAAGACACCUUCUCCUCCCAAGUUUAGUAUUAGGGGUGCUGCUGCUCGGAGUCCGACUUGUUUAUGAAAGAUGCAUGGUUGUCCCCUUUGCAAAGUUUAUGGGCCUGCGGCCAAAGAAGCACUAUGCAGUGGAAAAAAACCCGACCCUGGAAAGUCUGUAUGUUACUGAAAAGUUCCCUAAACAGGACCAAGUAGAGAAAUUAUCCAAGAAGACAAGUCUGACAGAAAGACAGAUACAGAGAUGGUUCCGACACAGACGAAGUCAGGACAUACCUGGCAGGAUGAAAAAGUUCAGGGAAUGCGGCUGGCAUUUCCUGUUUUAUUCUGUGAGUUUCUUUGGUGGCCUGUACAUACUUUGGGAUAAACCAUACUUCUGGGAUACCAAGUACUUUUGGUUUAACAUAGGACGUCAGCACGUGCCCAAUGAUGUAUACUGGUACUACAUGAUAGAGCUAAGCUUCUACUGGAACCUCGUAUUUACCUUGGUAACGGACCACAAGAGGAAGGACUUCACAGAAAUGGUCGUUCACCACAUCGUUACCAUUUUACUGAUCUACUUUUCCUUUGCCUGUAACCAGAUCCGUAUCGGGACAUUGGUCCUUAUCAUCCAUGAUUCAGUGGACUUCUGGAUGGCAGCUGCAAAGAUGGCUAUUUAUUUGAAGAAAAUGAAAGUGGCCGAUAGUUUGUUUGUGAUUUUCCUCGUGGUAUGGUUUUUCACCAGGCUGUAUAUCUACCCUUUCAGGAUAGUAUGGUCGACCUCCGUCCAAUCACUCCAGUAUGCUACUAUAUUCCCUGUCUACUGGCUCCUCAAUGGCUUACUCUGGAUUCUCCAGGUUCUUCAUAUUAUCUGGACCUACAUGAUCCUACGCAUGGUGAUGGAGAAACUUACUGGGAAAGACCUUAAAGACGUCCGGAGCGACACAGAAACAUCUUCCGGGGGAGAAGACAAAGAAACAAAUGUCAACGGAUCAACAGCUUCACUGAGGAAACUUCAUGUGUCAGAAAAUGGCAGUUCAUAGGGGCAGGUCCUAUGUAUAAAUCAGGGACAACUCCUGUCAUAUCAAAUCAGCUUUAUAAUGUCCUGUUAAGGACACUGUUCUUGGUUAGUGGUUAUCUGUAACAAUUAUACUCUUCCAGUGAAAAUUAUCAAACAUAACAUGUAUCCAAUGUUUUAAUGAUGUGAAGAAAAAUAACUUGGCUUGUUUAUUUAUUCAUUCCCAAAUGAUUUAUAUAAAAUAUGGAUUCAUAUGAGGUCAAUAUGUCAAGGAAAAAGUUUAUUGAUAUCUAUAAGUUUAUUUGUUCAAUCAAACUACCCCGGGUGAAACCCAUGUGGCCCAGCAUGUGCCCUCCUCCCCUUCAUACCUUUUCACGUCCAAUCAGGGAAAGGCAACUGUGCCACCUGACUGUCAUUAUUUGUUGAUGGUAAUUGUGAUGGACAUGUUGGUUUUGUGUUUGGUCAUGUUUCAUGAGAUCUCAUGGCGGUUUUUUUCUUGGGAUUUUCAUUAGUUGUGAAUUGUGUUCAUGGUGAUGGAUGGAUUUAUCGGUUGUGUUUAUGGUAAAUAAUGUUCAUGGUAAUAAAUGGAACCAUGGGUGUGUGUGUCAGUGGUGUAAGCCUCUUUCCUUAGUGUUCAAAGUCUAGUUUGGGGAAGGUUUUUUGUAAACCAUUUUCAACUAACUAUUUCAAAAUUGACAAUUUUGUAGAAAAAAUAAGAAGGGAGCUUAUUUGUGGGCAGGGGCUGAUCUGUGGAUAAACAUGAUAUUGUGCAUACAUUGGAACUAUAUGUGAAAGUUGUUGAGAUCAGAGCAAAAAAACACCUGUAUAUACAUGCAAGAUAAGUUGGUGAGGGGAUACAGGGAUUGGCUUGUAUGUACUUAUAUCUACCAACUUCGUUAGUGGUCUAAUUGUCCUGAAACUAGUGACACUUACUCACAACUAGCAUCUUUAGUACGAGUUUGUAUUUCAACCACCUUUGGUCAAAAAUGAGGUCAAUGUUACUAUAAAUAGAUUUUGAUGUUGUACCUUUAUAAAGUUCAUUAAUUACCUGAUUGUCCUGAUCAGAAAUAGUUACUACACUUACAACCAUAAUCUCUGGUAUAGAUUCAGUUUUUUACCAUAUACAUCUGGGUCCAAAAGUGAGGCUACUGUUACUAUAAAUAGACUUUUGAUGAUCUUUCUCUUCAGACUUCAUGAAAUUUUCUAUAGAACUUAAACUCUAUAAGCUAAUUCACGAUUAUAGCAUGUUUGAUCUCUUGAAUAAAUUUGCAUUUAAAUCUAUCUCCUGGGAUCCAAAUUGAGGUCACUCUUACUCUAGAUUUCCAUCAUCUUCCCUCUACCAACUUUGUUGAUAACCAGAUAUAUAAAGAUUUAUUACUUCAUCCUCUUAUCUCUCGUUAUCAGGUUAAUUUUCCUCGUUAGAGACAUUGUGAUUAGGUAAUUCCUACCAUCUUUUGUUGUGUAUUGGUCAAUGUUGAAUAGAGACGAGAUUCCUAUUGCUUGAGAUGCCUUGUUGAUGCUUGAGACAAAUUUCCUUUUACUUAAAAGGAUAACAAACACCAAAUGUGCCAUUGUACUGAUUAUAAAUGUAGCACGUGCAAGCUUAAAGUAAAGAGUAGCUUCAUCUCUGAGUCAGACAGCUUUGCAGCUAGAUUAUCUCAAUAAAAAACACACAUUUUGUCAAAUUAGAAAGAUAUGCAGUACCGAAAUAAUAAUCUUAACUCUAAACUCUGGGUAUGUUUGUCACAGUAUUGGACUAAUGAGAAAUACAGUACACAUGUACUACAGUGCAAUAUGUAUAGAGGAUAUUAAGUUGCUGCAGUGGCCUGUUUUAUUAGUCCCCAGCUGAUAAAACUAGGGGUAAUAUAGGUGUAUUCUCCACCAGACUUGUACGUAUGUACAUAACACCAAAGUUUGCCGACCCUCUAGCGGCUUUAUUUCAUGCCAGUUCUUUAUCAAAUUUCAUGCAAUUAAAAAGAACCAUAAUAUUUUGGACAAGUCUCAGGGAUGUUUGGUCAAAGUCAAGUUCACUGUUGCUAUUUUUAGCAGGGGGCCGAAAGGGGACGUGCAUUACUUUAAGAAUACCAGUUUGCUUUUAAUUCUGACGUAUUUUUUACUGCCUGUGUGUCUAUAGAUUUAACAUAAAUAGCUUUAGCAAACACUAACAAUAUUCUAGGGGAAAGAAACACUUUCAAUAAAAAAACAAUAUCCACGAAAAAAAGUAAGGACCCGUCUUAGAAAUGUUGGAAGUUAGAUUUAAGGAGUUUAGGUGGUAACCCGAGGUACAUAAGUGUGAGCGAUAAGAUUCAUUAUAAUAGAAAAAUUCAUUCUUCCCUUAGUAACAAAAGAGUAAGGGUCCAUUUUAACAGUAUUGAAGGGGGUACAUGUCGACAGCGAUGGACGAGAAAAUCAUAUGAUAAAGUGCUAGAUACUUAAACAAACAUUGAAGAGAAGAUAAUAAAUGGACUGAUUAGAGAGUGUCUGUAUGCCUGUAAUGUUAUACAUUCCAAUGACCUUAAUUCAUCAUGUAGGAAAAAGGAUAUGCAUCAUUUUGUUAAAAAAAAUACUUUGAAAUUGAA